AUGGCUGAAGCGAUUGUUUCCGCUAACUUGGCUAUUGAGACGUUCGAUCCUGCAAUUACGCAUUGGAAAAGGUGGCUAAAGAGGUUCGAAGGAGCCGUUACAGUUUUCGGCGUGCCCGAAACAAAGAAGUCUUUUGACAUAAUUUGCGACAAAUUAGUUCCUGAUGAUCCUUAUAAAAAAACGUAUAAGGAGCUUACAGACCAGUUAGAGGAAUUUUACGCUACCCCUCCUCUUAAGGUGGCGGAAAAUUUUCGAUUCCACCAACGGAAGCAACAAGAUGGCGAAACUAUUCAACAGUUCGUCGCAUCUCUUCACAAAUUGAGCAUAAAUUGUAAUUUUGGUCAGUACUUACAGACGGCGUUAAGGAACCAAUUCAUUUUUGGUGUCAAUAAUAGACGCAUCCAAUCGCGCUUGCUGGAGACGAAGAAUGUAACAUUUAAAAAAGCGGUGGAGGUAGCAGUCGCGAUAGAAUUAUCGGAAAAAGGCGUGAACCAGAUUCAGUCAGUGCCACAAGGUGUGGACCGCAUAAGUCACAAGGAAACGUACAUGCCUAAGAAGAACAAACAGACGCAAUCGAGGAAUCAUCCAGAGGGAAGAUCAAAUAAUUUCACUAAAUCGAACAAGCGUAAUUAUAAGCCCAUUAGUAACAGUUCUAGUCCUAAUAUUUCCUGUUUUAGAUGCGGGGAGAAGCACCUGGCCACCAAAUGUACGUUAGAUAAGAAUAUAGUCUGCAAUAAUUGCGGUGUGAAAGGUCAUUUGCAGAAAGUCUGUAUGCGGCGAAAUCGUGUAGCAGCGAACCAACUAAGCGAGAUAUUAUGGAUGCACACAGACCAUCAAAGCUACACGGAAAAAUUCUAUGUUACGGUAGAUGUCGAAAAGAAACAG
This is a messenger RNA of Hylaeus volcanicus, 885 nucleotides long. RefSeq lists its product as uncharacterized. Gene Ontology annotation, molecular function: nucleic acid binding; zinc ion binding. The transcript is spliced from 2 exons. The annotation marks the transcript as partial. The record is from RefSeq and is a predicted model, not a curated record. NCBI's taxonomy places the organism in Eukaryota, Metazoa, Arthropoda, Insecta, Hymenoptera, Colletidae.